GGGCGGCGAGCAGAAGCAGCAGAAAGCGGAGCAGCAGCCCCGCCAUGGACGACGAGGAGGAAGAAACGCCCCAGGGGAGUUCUUCGGCAAAAGAUAUGGACGAAGAGCAGCCUUUGUCUCCUUGCGAUCAGAAUCCUAAAGAAGCAGUACGGAAACGGCAAAAUUCUAGUCAAGGUUCCCGGGGCAGCGAUUCUUCCAGAACAUCCAGAAAAAGCUUCAGACUGGAUUAUAGGUUGGAGGAAGAUGUAACAAAAUCAAAGAGAGGUAAAGAUGGGAGGUUUAUCAACCCCUGGCCAACAUGGAAACCUCCAUCUUUCCCAAAUAUUAUGAAAUGGGCUCUUACGGAAAAGGACAACAGCAAAGUCCCAUCUUCAAAGCAGGAACUUGACAGAGAGCUUCCAGUACUGAAACCUUACUUUGUUCAAAACCCCGAACUAGCUGGAAAAACCGGAGCUGGUAUGCGAGUAACAUGGCUUGGACAUGCUUCUGUAAUGGUGGAAAUGGAUGAACUUACACUUCUUACUGACCCCAUCUUCAGCCAGCGGGCCUCUCCAGUGCAAUUUGGAGGACCUAAGCGUUUCAGAGGGCCUCCGUGUACUGUAGAUCAACUCCCCAAAAUAGAUGCAGUGAUGAUCAGCCACACACAUUACGACCACUUGGACUACCACUCCGUAAUAAAUUUAAAUAGUCGCUUUGGCAGUGACCUGAGAUGGUUUGUGCCCCUGGGUCUUUUAGACUGGAUGCAGAAAUGUGGUUGUGAGAAUGUAAUUGAGCUGGACUGGUGGGGAGAAAACUGUGUUCCUGGUCAUGACGCAGUUACGUUUGUUUUUACUCCUGCCCAACACUGGUCCAAGAGGACUGCAACAGAUGACAACAAAGUUCUCUGGGGAAGCUGGUCUGUCUUGGGGCCCUGGAAUAGGUUCUUUUUUGCAGGAGAUACUGGCUAUUGUGUUGCAUUUGAGGAGAUAGGGAAGCGAUUUGGACCUUUCGAUCUUGCAGCUAUUCCCAUUGGAGCAUAUGAACCAAGGUGGUUUAUGAAAUACCAGCAUGUGGACCCAGAAGAAGCAGUAAGGAUUCAUAUUGAUGUACAAGCAAAGAAGUCUGUUGGAAUUCACUGGGGGACCUUUGCUUUAGCAAAUGAGUAUUACUUGGAUCCUCCUGCUAAACUGAUGGAAGCUCUAGACAGAUACGGAUUGAAAACUGAAGAUUUCUUUGUCUUAAAGCAUGGCGAAUCACGAGACUUAAAUAUUAAUGAGGAUGGAUUUGAAUAAAAAUGGGGGGAAAUCGAUUUCUUAUUAAUUGUAUCUGGGGGUGGGGGAAGCAAUUAAGGUUGAUACCUUUUUGUAAAAUUUUGAACAGGAUUUCUAAGAUUUCAGGAGUUUGCAUACCAGCCUUAUAAAACUGCAAGUUUUUAAUAAAUGAAUGAAAUAGCACUUGAUAGCAUAACUUAGCUGCACAUGCCGUGUACAUAAGGAGUUGAUUACAUUGCCUGUGAAGUAAUUUCACCUCUUUAAAACCAGUGCAGGUCACCUGCUAGAGAUUAACUAGGCCACAAUCCAUAAGACCCAAGAGGACCUGUGAAC
This is a messenger RNA of Lacerta agilis (Sand lizard), 1583 nucleotides long. RefSeq names its product N-acyl phosphatidylethanolamine phospholipase D (gene NAPEPLD). Lineage: Eukaryota; Metazoa; Chordata; Lepidosauria; Squamata; Lacertidae. Gene Ontology annotation, cellular component: cytoplasm; membrane-bounded organelle. Gene Ontology annotation, biological process: N-acylethanolamine metabolic process; N-acylphosphatidylethanolamine metabolic process. Gene Ontology annotation, molecular function: zinc ion binding; N-acylphosphatidylethanolamine-specific phospholipase D activity. The transcript has 5 exons. The record is from RefSeq and is a predicted model, not a curated record. Bases 45 to 1271 code for a protein of 408 amino acids.